UCACGGAAGAGAUUCGGCAGCGGUUCGAGUCUGACAAGUUUUUUUUUUCUUUUGAGGUAGGAAAGAAAAGGGAAAGGAAAAAAAAGAGAGGUUUAACUGCAGCUACUGCGAACUGUCAACCCGCGCUGUCCCCAUUUUAGGAGUGAAAGCAAAGAUGGAGGCAGCAAUUACAACCGUGGUGAGCGUGUUCCUGAAGUCAUCCAAGGGCAAGGAAAACCUCGGCGGGAAGGAGUUCCAGAGCCUCGUGAAGAGCCAGCUGAAAAACAUUCUGACGGGCUCCGAGGACAAUGAGGCAGUAAAAAACAUGCGUCAACAGCUUGACAACAAUCAGGAUGGGAAGGUCAGCUUCCAGGAGUAUAUGAAUCUGAUUGGCUAUCUUGCACAGGCUGUCAGCGAACAGCGUUCUUUGGAAAAUGAAACACAACCGGAGAGUUCAACCCAGGAGACGCAGGCCGAAGCGGCAGCCAAUGCACAGGCAGAGCCGCCGAAGGCAGAGCCGCUGAAAGCAGAGCCGCCGAAGGCAGAGCCGCCGAAAGCAGAGCCGCCGAAGGCAGAGCCGCCGAAGGCAGAGCCACAGGCGGCAAAAGAGGUGGAGAAAGAAGACAAGCCAGUGACCGAGGAGGCAGCGGCCGAAGAGCACAAGCCAGAGGAAGAGAAAAAAACAGAUGUGGAACAGGAAGGGGUGAAGGUUGAAGAGAAGAAUAAAACAGAGGAAGCGUCGUAGGAGCUCGAGGAAGUGGAGAUUGUCGCAUCUCAAAUGCUUCUUUGUUUGUUUUGUUUUGUCACUUUCAUUAUUGUGAUAUUUUAAUACAUAUAUAUGACACCUGGCCAAUACACCACAAUUUUCUUUUUUACCGCAAAGAGCCGUAGCCCUCUCGUUACAGUUUUUUUUUACAAUGGCUAGGAAAUGUUUCUCAAUGCCUUUCAAAACUCUUCACAUUGUACUCCUUAGCAACAUUCAGCUUUGCACAGCAGUACAUUUCACAUCCAAAAUGCACUAAUAACAGCAAAACACUUCAUGUCAUAACUCUAGUUAGGUUUGUCACCCAAUAAACACCAUUUAUAAUGAAACCACGAUUAUAACACCAGAUUAAAACUGCCUCAAAACUGUUGGAAAAGUGGCAUGUAAAAUGUACCAUUACCUAGGGUUUAAACCAUUACCAUGGUUUAAAAUGACAUUAACCAGGUUAAUAGCAGUGUGAAAAGAACUUUUGUCUAUCAUAAAAGACCAAGAGAUGUAGCAUGUAAGUUUUCUCAUCUAAAAUCAAUUUUACAAACAAGAACGAUGCCUCUGCUGUUUAGAUUUCACUGCAGUAGGCUACAUGUUACGUGGCUCACGUUUACAUUUGAUUACAGUAUAAAAUGAUGACCUACUUUUUGUAGAUGAAUGAAAGACUAACGCCUGUUCAGAUAUUUAACUACUUUAAAGUUUUUGAUAGUAUCUAAUUUUGUACAUUUUGGAACAUAUUUAAUUCUGUAGAAGUGUAGCAAAUUGACGUCUUUCUAUUUUGUAUUAUGUUAAGUUUUGAACGCGUUUAAAAAUGUGCCGGCAUUAAAUGCAUUUUGUGCCAAAGCAGCGGAAAAUGAUCCUGCAGUUUAGUCCAUAUAGACUGCUAAUUACAAUGUGAAGAGUUUUUAAAAAGUGACCUAUUGAGAAAUGUCAACAGGUCCUAGCAAUUGUAAAAAAAAAAAAAAAAAAAAAACUGUAAUACUAAUUUCUCUUUGUAUGCACAUCAGUUCAUGCCUGUGAUUUAUUAUGUACUAAUAUUUUAUAAUAGAAAUUGGCAAUAGCCGCAAAUGUGACAAAUGGCCAAAGAGGUGCAAUAACUAAUCACUACGUCCUUUCGUUUGAGCCAGAUUUGUUGUAAGGGUACUGCAACCACUGUGUCCCCUCCAAUAUCUUUACAAAUCAUCCACGAAUGAAGAACAGACACGGUUUUUAUAGCAUAAAUGUUGAAAAAGACGCAUCAUUUUUAAGUGUCCAUUAUGUUUACUUUUUGUUUGUGCCACCUUCUAAGGACAGGGUUACUUAGUCGACUCCGGUGCUAGUCGUAAAUGUACUAUGUAUUUUCCAGUGUUGCAGAAGCACAUAAAGAGCAAGCUUUCACCUCUCUUUUGUUUGAUGAAAUGUCAUUCUGCCGGAAUUUAACCAUACUGCAUCACCAUUUAAAUGUGGGACUUGCAUUUGUGGCGCACAUGGGAACACUAUGCAGUCCACGUACUUUGUUGUUCACAUUUCUGGGCCUCGUUUGCAUGAGAAUAAACAAAUUUGCUUUUGAA
Messenger RNA from Puntigrus tetrazona (Sumatra barb), 2280 nucleotides. It is a transcript of the gene s100u, whose product is annotated as S100 calcium binding protein U. The coding region runs from base 155 to 724 and encodes 189 amino acids. Gene Ontology annotation, cellular component: perinuclear region of cytoplasm. Lineage: Eukaryota; Metazoa; Chordata; Actinopteri; Cypriniformes; Cyprinidae. Gene Ontology annotation, molecular function: calcium ion binding. The record is from RefSeq and is a predicted model, not a curated record. The transcript is spliced from 3 exons.